This is a messenger RNA of Penicillium pulvis, 1305 nucleotides long. RefSeq lists its product as uncharacterized. The transcript has 2 exons. Bases 1 to 1305 code for a protein of 434 amino acids. NCBI's taxonomy places the organism in Eukaryota, Fungi, Ascomycota, Eurotiomycetes, Eurotiales, Aspergillaceae. The record is from RefSeq and is a predicted model, not a curated record.
AUGUCUUUCCCCCAGGAUGGCCGAGGCCGUCGCGGCGGAGCUGGCGCCGGUUUCAGCUCAACUGGCCGACGAACUGCUUUGGGGUACUACAUCCCAUUGGCCCUGACUGUAGGAGUUGCCGCCGUGAGCAUUGCUGCCUGGGUCUGGAGUGAACGACACGACGAUGACGAUGAUCUCCCUGACGACGCAGAAGGCCACCACCCCCCGCCACCCCCUGGUGCCGUUGCCGGUGACUUUCCUCCGCCUGCAUACGGCGCAGGAAGCUAUGCAAGAGAUAUCGGGACAGAUGCUGCGCCUGGUGAUGCUCAAUACGACCCCAGCUUGAUGGCUCGCAUGCAGGGCGCGUUGCGCCGAACCCCCAGCCCCCAACAGAUCUUCGAUGGCGCAAGUCGCAAAGUUGUCGCGGGAGUGACUGCCGCAGGCCAAUUUGUGGGCGGUGCCCUCACAUCUAUUCGUGAAGAAAACCGGGGUGACUUCGAAGACCACACGAGAUGGUCCGAAGAGGCCCAGUCCCGAGCUAAGGAAAGAGGCGAACAAACCACUUCGGUGCCCUCAAUGAGUGGCGCGCUGCCAGGACGCAGUAUCGGCCAACGUUCACUCGACAAGAAGAAGAAGACGGUUGUGAUCGUUGUAUCCUCUCUUACUCCCUCAGAUACCGAUGACUUUGCCUCGGAGCAUGCCUCAAUUCUUUCUCAUCUCCCUGAACACGUAGACCUUGACACAUGUCGAAUCUUUGUCCUGAUAUAUGCCCCGAGCUUGAAGCAUGCCAUUGGUCAGGGCAACUCAUCGCGCGCAACACAGUCAAUUGCCUCAUCCUACUCAAACAUUGCCACUGAAGAAGCUGCAUCUUCUGGUGAACUGGUCGGCGGUGACUUGACCCGUGUAGAUCCCCACCAGGAGGAUGAUCUCGAAGGCCAGACACCCUUCUUCCGAACCCUGUACACUCAGGCCCAGGCACUCGUCGAGAAGGAAAGCAUGAUCAUGCCAUUUAGUACAUCCACUGGCUACGUUCAUCUUGUCCGCCAUUUAUCUCCGGAUCUUGUUUAUGCACAGGAAUCAUUAACUGGAGAAGAGGGCGACGCGGUGCAGCACAUCUCUGGUUGGGUCCGGCAAGUCAUUAUCGUGGUUGGCGACGAGGGCGGCCGUGGUGGCUUAAUCGAUAGCGAUGACGAGUCUGCUCUUGCUGAUAAGGGAGAGAAGUGGUGGCAAAAAGAAGGCACCACCGGCAUUGGCAAGCGAAUUGACGUGGUCGAUGUCCUUCGUGUUGGAGAUGACUGGCGACGCCGAGUGCGUGGUCUGGACUAA